AUGGGCCAGCCCAUUAUAAAUCUCCAAAAUGAAGUUAUCUAUUUCCCACUUCCUCACUCUCUGUCAAUUUCCCACUUCCUCAUAAUUAUCACUCUCUGUCAAUUUCCUCUUUCCUCUCUGUCCAAUUUCUUUUCUCCUCUCUGUCAAAAUUUCCCUUUUCUCACUCUCUGUCAUUUUUCAAUUUCUGGUUUUAAAGGAAAAAAUUUCGCUCUUUCUCCUCUCUGUCAAAUUUUCAAAACUUCCUCAGUCUAUCUAUUUCGCUUCUCACUCUCUGUCAAUUUCCCACUUCCUCACUCUCUGUCAAUUUCCCUCUUUCUCACUCUCUGUCAAUUUCCCUCUUCCUCACUCUCUGUCAAUUUCCUCUUUCUCACUCUCUGUCAAUUUCCCUCUUUCUCACUCUCUGUCAAUUUCCCUUCCUCAAUUUCCACUUCCUCUCACUCUGUCAAUUCCUCUUUCUCACUCUCUGUCAAUUUCUCUGUCAAUUUCGCUCUUUCUCACUCUCUGUCAAUUUCCCACUUCCUCCCAUUUCUCACCUCUUUCUCCUCAUUCUCUGUCAAUCUGUCAAUUUCCCUCUUUCUCACUCUCUCACUUCUCUUUCCCUUCCUCCUCUCUGUCAAUCAAUUCCCCCUCUCACUCAUUUUCUCUUUCUCACUCUCUGUCAGUUCCCUCUUUCUCUGUCAAUUUCCCUUCUCACUUCUGUCAAUUUCCUCUCUGUCAAUUUCCUCAUUCUCUGUCUUUCCCUCUCUCUCUGUCAAUUUCCUCUUUCUCCUCUCUGUCAAUUUCCCUUCCUCAAUUUCCUCUUUCUCUGUCAAUUUCGCUCUUUCUCACUCUCUGUCAAUUUCCCUCUUUCUCACUCUCUGUCAAUUUCCCACUUCCUCACUCUCUGUCAAUUUCCCUUUCUCACUCUCUGUCAAUUUCGCUCUUUCUCACUCUCUGUCUUUCCUCACUCUCUGUCAAUUUCCCUCUUUCUCUCACUCUCUGUCAAUUUCUCUGUCAAUUCUGUCAAUUUCCUUCCCCCCUCUCUCAAUUUCCUCUUCUCAUCAAUUUCCCUUUCCUCACUCUGUCAAUUUCCCACUUCCUCACUCUCUGUCAAUUUCCUCUUUCUCACUCUCUGUCAAUUUCCCACUUCCUCACUCUCUGUCAAUUUCCCACUUCCUCACUCUCUGUCAAUUUCCCACUUCCUCACUCUCUGUCAAUUUCGCUCUUUCUCACUCUCUGUCAAUUUCCCACUUCCUCACUCUCAAUUUCUCUCUCUCUGUCAAUUUCCCACUCUUUCUCUCUCCAAUUUCUCCUCACUCUCUGUCAAUUUCCUCACUUCUGUCAAUUUCCCUUCCUCACUCUCUGUCAAUUUCCCUCUUUCUCACUCUCUGUCAAUUUCCCUUCCUCACUCUCUGUCAAUUCCCCCUUCCUCUCUCUGUCAAUUUCUUCCUCACUCUGUCAAUUUCCCUUCCUCACUCUCUCCUCUCUGUCCAAUUUCGCUUUUCUUCAAUUUCCCUCUUUCUCUCUGUCAAUUUCCUCCUCUCUGUCAAUUUCCCACUUCCUCACUUCUGUCAAUUUCCCUUUCUCCUCUGUCAAUUUCCCUCUUUCUCACUCUCUGUCAAUUUCCCUUCCUCCUCUCUGUCAAUUUCCCUUCCUCACUCUGUCAAUUUCUGUCUGUCAAUUUCCCUUCUCUGUCAAUUUCCCUUUCCUCCUCUCUGUCAAUUUCCUCUUUCUCACUCUCUGUCAAUUUCCCCUUUCCUCACAAUUUCCCUUUCUCACUCUCUGUCAAAUUCCCAUUUCCCUUCAAUUUCUCACUCUCUGUCAAUUUCACUUCCUCUCUGUCAAUUUCCCUUUUCUCACUCUGUCAAUUUCCCUUCCUCAAUUUCCCACUUCCUCUCUCUGUCAUUUUCCCCUUUUCCUACUCUCUGUCAAUUUCCUCACUUCUGUCUUUCCCACUUCCUCAAUUUCCUUCUUCUCUGUCAAUUUCCACUUCCUCCUCUCUGUCAAUUUCCCUCUUUCUCAAUCUCUGUCAAUUUCCCCUUCCUCUCUCUGUCAAUUUCCCUUCCUCUGUCAAUUUCCCUCUUCCUCACUCUGUCAAUUUCCCUCUUUCUCCUCUCUGUCAAUUUCCCACUUCCUCACUUCUGUCAAUUUCCUUCUUUCUCCUCUCUGUCAAUUUCCCUUUCCUUCAAUUUUUCUCCACUUUCCCACUUCCUCUCUCUGUCAAUUUCCCUUCCUCCUCUCUGUCAAUUUCCCCCAUUCCUCACUCUCUGUCAAUUUCCCACUUCCUCCUCUCUCUGUCAAUUUCGCUCUUUCCUCAUUCUCAAUUCAAAUUUCCCCACUUCCUCCUCUCUAUCAAUUUCUCUUUCUCCUCUCUGUCAAUUUCCCAUUCCUCAAUUUCCCACUUCCUCACUCUCUGUCAAUUUCCCACUUCCUCUGUCAAUUUCCCUCUUUCUCACUCUCUUUUCCCACUUCCUCUGUCAAUUUCCCUUCCUCUCUCUGUCAAUUUCGCUCUCCUCAUCUCUGUCAAUUUCCCCACUUCCUCUGUCAAUUUCCCUUCCUCUCUCUGUCAAUUUCCCACUUCCUCCUCUUUCUCUCUCUGUCAAUUUCCCUCUUUCUCACUUUCUGUCAAUUUCGCUCUUUCUCACUCUCUGUCAAUUUCCCACUUCCCUCUCUCUCUUUCAAUUUCUCAAUCCUGUCAAUUUCCUCCUUUCUCUCUGUCAAUUUCCCUUUCUCCUCUUUCUCCCUUCCUCCUCUCUGUCAAUUUCCCACUUCCUCUCUGUCAAUUCCCUUCCUCUCUCUGUCAAUUUCCACUCACCUCUGUCAAUUUUCUCUCUCACUCUCUGUCAAUUUCCCAUUCCUCCUCUCUGUCAAUUUCCCUCUUCCUCACUCUCUGUCAAUUUCCCUCACUCUUCAAUCACUUCCUCCUCUCUGUCAAUUUCCUCUUUCUCCUCUCUGUCAAUUUUCCUCCCAAUUUCCACUUCCUCUCAAUUUCCCUCUUUCUCACUCUGUCAAUUUCCCAUUUUCUCCUCUCUGUCAAUUUCCCUUCCUUUCUGUCAAUUUCCCUCUCUCACUCUCUGUCCCACUUUCCCUCUGUCAAUUUCCCACUUCCUCUCAAUUUCCCUCUUUCUCUGUCAAUUUCCCUUUCUCCUCAAUUUCUUCUCUGUCAAUUUCCCUUCCUCACUUUCUCUCCUCUCUGUCAAUUCCCACUUCCUCCUCUCUGUCAAUUUCCUCUUUCUCACUCUCUGUCAAUUUCCUCCUCACUCUCUGUCCAAUUUCGCUCUUUCUCCUCUCUGUCAAUUUCCAAUUUCCCACUUCCUCCUCUCUCAAUUUCCCUUCCUGACUCUCUGUCUUUCGCUCUUUCUCACUCUCUGUCAAUUUCCCACUUCUUCUCUAUCCAAUUUCCUCUUUCUCACUCUCUGUCAAUUUCCCACUUCCUCCUCUCUGUCAAUUUCCCAUUCCUCCUCUCUGUCAAUUUCCCUCUUUCUCCUCUCUGUCAAUUUCCCUUUUUCUCCUCUCUGUCCAAUUUCCCUCUUCCUCCUCUCUGUCAAUUUCCUCUUCCUCACUCUGUCAAUUUCCCUCUUUCUCACUCUCUGUCAAUUUCCCUUUUCUCCUCUCUCACCUCUGUCAAUUUCCCACUUCCUCCUCUCUGUCAAUUUCCCUUCCUCCUCUCUGUCAAUUUUCCUCUUCUCUGUCAAUUCCCCCACUUCCUCACUUCCUCCUCUCCUCCAAUUUCCCUCUUUCUCACUCUCUGUCAAUUUCCCUUCCUCCUCUGUCAAUUUCCUUCUUUUUCUCUCUGUCAAUUUCCAAUUUCUUUUCUCAAUCUCUCUGUCAAUUUCCACUCCUGUCAAUUUCUUCCUCUCUCUGUCAAUUUCCCUCCUUUCUCUGUCAAUUUCCCUCUGUCAAUUUCCCACUUCCUCACUCUCUGUCAAUUUCCUCUUUCUCCUCUCUCCCCCACUUCCUCCUCUUUCUCCUCUCUUUCAAUUUCCCAUUUCUCUUCUCUGUCAAUUUCCCUUCCUUCUCUCACGCUCUCUGUCAAUUUCCCUUCCUCUCUCUCAAUUUCCCUUCCCUCCUCUCUGUCAAUUUCCUUUUCUCAAUCUCUGUCAAUUUCCAUUUCCUCACUCUGUCAAUUUCCCUUCCUCCUCUCUCUGUCUUUCCCACUUUUCGCUCUUUCUCACUCUCUGUCAAUUUCUCUCUUCCUCACCUCUCUGUCCAAUUUCGCUUUUCUCACUCUCUGUCAAUUUCUCUCUUUCUCAAUCUCUGUCAAUUUCCCUUUUCACAAUUUCCCUUCCUCCUCUCUGUCAAUUUCGCUCUUUCUCACCUCUGUCAAUUUCCCACUUCCUCCUCUCUGUCAAUUUCCCUUCCUCACACACUCUCUGUCAAUUUCCCAUUUCCUCCUCUCUGUCACCCUUCCUCCUCUCUGUCACACACACUCUCUGUCACACACACCCACUUCCUCACUCUCACCCUCUUUCUCACUCUCUGUCACACCUUCUCCUCACAGAUCUCUUUCUUUCUGUCAAUUUCUUUCUCCUCUCUGUCUUUCCCACUUCCUCUCUCUGUCAAUUUCUCUCACUCUCUGUUUUCCCCUUUCCUCUCUUUCCCAUUUCUUUCUUUCCCAUUUCCUUUCCUCUGUCAAUUUCCCUUCCUCCUCUCUCUCCUCUGUCACCCACUUUCCUUUCAGGUCAAUUUCCCUUCCUCCUCUUUUCUCUCUGUCAAUUUUCCUCCUCUCUGUCAAUUUCUCUUCCUCCACUCUCUGUCAAUUUUUCCCCUCUUUCUCCUCUCUGUCAAUUUUUCCACUUCCUCCUCUCUGUCUUUCCCUCUUUCUCUCUCUCUUUCUCUAAUUUCCCUCUUUCUCUCUCUGUCAAUUUCCACUUCCUCCUCUCUUUUUCUCAUUCUCUGUCAAUUUCCCACUUCCUCUCUGUCUGUCUUUUUUUCACUCUGUCAAUUUCCCCAUUUCCUUUCUCAAUUUCCCACUCUCACUCUGUCAAUUUCCCUUCCUCCUCUCAUUUUCUCACUCUCUGUCAAUUUCCCUUUCCUCUCUGUCAAUUUCGCUUUUUCUCUUCUUUCCUCUUUCUCCUUCUGUCAAUUUCCCUCUUUUCUGUCAAUUUCCCUCUCACUGUCACCUCUCUUUUCCUCCUCUCUGUCAAUUUCCCUCUUUCUCUCUGUCAAUUUCCCUUCCUUUCUUUUUCUCUCUGUCAAUUUCCCACUUCCUCCUUUUCUCUCUUUCUCACUCUCUCUCAAUUUUUCCUCCUUCUGUCAUUUUCCUUCCUCACUCUGUCAAUUUCCACUUCCCUCCUCUGUCAGUUUCCUCCCCUCAAUUUCCCAUUUCUCCUUAUCAAUUUCAAUCUCUUUCUUUCCCUCACUCUCUGUCAAUUUCUUUUGUCUCUCUCAUCUCACUCAAUUUCCCAUUUCCUCACUCUCUGUCAAUUUCCCUCUUUUCACUCAUUUUCCCUUUCUCAAUCUCUGUCAAUUUUUUUCCUUUCUGUCAUUUUCCCUUCCUCACUCUCUGAUUCCUCUUUUUCUCUGUCAAUUUCCCACUUCCUCACUAUUCUGUUUUUCAUGGAAUUUCCCACUCUCCUCCUCUCUGUUUUCCCAGUGUUUUCUCAAUUUUCCACUUCCUCCUCUCUGUCAAUUUCCCACUUCCUCCUCUCUGUCAAUUUUUCUCCUCUCUGUCAAUUUCCCUUUCUCCUCUCUGGAUCCCACUUGCUCCUCUCUCUCAAUUUCCCUCUUUCUCCUCCCCCACAAUGUUUUUUCUCCACACGCUCUAUUUAUUUCAGUUUCUCUCUUUUUCUCUCUCUUUCUUCAAUCUCUCAAAUUUUCCAAGGUCGAUAUAUUUCUGACUUUCUCAAUCUAUUUUCUCAAGAUUCUCUCACUUUCAGGUUUCUUUUCAACAGAUGCUGA
This is a messenger RNA of Acanthosepion pharaonis, 5880 nucleotides long. NCBI's taxonomy places the organism in Eukaryota, Metazoa, Mollusca, Cephalopoda, Sepiida, Sepiidae. The record is from the annotation of a GenBank genome assembly.